CUACAAGUAUAUGACAUCUACACCACGAGAAGGGUACUUUUGGCUGCCCACGCUCGGGACGUGAACAUCUUUAUCUGGACCUCGCGUAAGUCCGUCGAUCAUGGAACAAAUGAUCGCGUUAUAGUCCAUGGUGAUGGUACACGCGCUGAUGGUCGCAGGUCCGGGUUUAAAGCCCAUCUAAUCGAGAUCGUGGGGUCGCGAGACCGACGACCCGCACCGAGCAUCUUUGGGUCUUGGAGCAAUGUAGUACAGAACCAGGCCGAUUAUCUGGCCCGUCCCACUACUAAAGCGCCUGAAACG
Molecule: messenger RNA, 300 nt
Organism: Pelagomonas calceolata
Lineage: Eukaryota; Pelagophyceae; Pelagomonadales; Pelagomonadaceae
Source: the annotation of a GenBank genome assembly